Molecule: messenger RNA, 783 nt
Organism: Zasmidium cellare ATCC 36951
Lineage: Eukaryota; Fungi; Ascomycota; Dothideomycetes; Mycosphaerellales; Mycosphaerellaceae
Exons: 2
Coding region: 1-783 (260 amino acids)
Source: RefSeq, a predicted model, not a curated record
AUGAGCUCCUCAAGGGCUGAAGUUCAAGCGGAAGGACAUGGGGUCUACAUGGUACAGGAAGUCAUCCAGCUAUUAGAGGCAGCCGGUCAUGUCUGCUGUGUGACUGGCGUCAAAGCACUGAGGUACUACGGGGCCAGCCGUGUCUCGAAUGAAUGGCGAAUAUGCGUACCUGACAGCGGAUUCCCAGCGGCAACGCAACUCAUUGACAGCAAGCCUGAGAAGUUCGAACGAGUGGAGCCGCCAAUGCCCCAGCUCAGAUCACUAAUACACACUUAUCCACGGUAUCGAUGUACGCAGGAGGACCGCAAAACACUGGGCUUUUACAUCAUGCCGUCAUCCGAAGACUUUCUCCGAGAUUUGGGUGACGACGCAAUUGAAUGGAGCGCGAACAAUAUCCCAUAUCCUAAGCUGGAAGUCUUCGCUCAGAAUCUGGUCUCUAUCCAAAAAUGGGACCAUUUGACAGCACUUGUCGACGGCAUGGAUCUGAGUUUGGAAUGGGGUCAACAGCAUCUCCGCUUGGGCACGCUCUCGGAAGAGGAGGUAGAGUAUACCAGGGCGAAGAUGGAGAAGUACGCAGAGUCGAUGGUACGUCUUGGACGAUUGGACACCCGCUCAACAGGUGGCCUUACGAUCGACGGGCUAGACAAGGGUCAGAUGUGGGCGAUCAUCGUGAGUCGAAAGCAGCAAAGAGCCGGCUGUCACUAUAAUGUGGCCAAAUGGAAGACAAAAUUCAGGAGAAAGGACUCUGGUGACCCACGACUUCAGCAAGACAGACCAGUUUGA